Molecule: messenger RNA, 3819 nt
Organism: Suricata suricatta (meerkat)
Lineage: Eukaryota; Metazoa; Chordata; Mammalia; Carnivora; Herpestidae
Gene: SCAP
Product: SREBF chaperone
Exons: 22
Coding region: 95-3721 (1208 amino acids)
Biological process (GO): SREBP signaling pathway
Cellular component (GO): Golgi membrane; endoplasmic reticulum membrane
Molecular function (GO): sterol binding; protein binding
Source: RefSeq, a predicted model, not a curated record
CUGCAGAUGGUGUCCAUUGUCAGUGCUGUCCAGCGUGCACCAGGCUGAUCCAUGGUCACUUUCCGGGAUGGCAGCAAGGUGACUGCAGCUGAGGAUGACCCUGACUGAAAGGCUGCGUGAGAAGAUAUCUCAGGCCUUCUACAACCAUGGGCUGCUCUGUGCCUCCUACCCUAUCCCCAUCAUCCUCUUCACGGGGCUCUGCAUCGUAGCCUGCUGCUGCCCGCUGCUGAAAUUGCCCUUGCCAGGGACAGGGCCGGUGGAGUUCACCACUCCUGUGAAGGACUACUCGCCCCCGCCUGUGGCCUCUGACCGCAAACCAGGGGAGCCCAGUGAGCAGCCAGAGUGGUACGUGGGUGCCCCUGUGGCUUAUAUCCAGCAGAUAUUUGUGAAGUCCUCGGUGUCUCCGUGGCACAAAAACCUCCUGGCAGUCGAUGUGUUUCGUUCACCUCUGUCCCGGGCAUUCCAGCUGGUGGAAGAGAUCCGGAACCACGUGCUGCGAGACAGUUCCGGGACCAGGGGCCUGGAGGAGGUGUGCCUGCAGGUGACCGAUCUACUGCCUGGCCUCAGGAAGCUCCGGAACCUACUUCCUGAGCAUGGCUGCCUGCUGCUGUCCCCUGGGAACUUCUGGCAGAAUGACCGGGAGCGCUUCCAUGCGGAUCCUGACAUCAUUGGGACCAUCCACCAGCAUGAGCCCAAGACCCUGCAGACCUCAGCCACGCUCAAAGACUUGCUGUUUGGUGUUCCCGGGAAGUACAGCGGGGUGAGCCUCUACGCCAGGAAGAGGAUGGUCUCGUACACCAUUACCCUGGUCUUCCAGCGCUACCACGCCAAGUUCCUGGGCAGCCUGCGGGCUCGGCUGAUGCUCCUGCACCCCAGCCCCAACUGCACCCUUCGGGCGGAGAGCCUGGUCCACGUGCACUUCAAGGAGGAGAUUGGCAUCGCCGAACUCAUACCCCUCGUGACAACCUACAUCAUCUUGUUUGCCUACAUCUACUUCUCCACACGCAAGAUCGACAUGGUCAAGUCCAAGUGGGGGCUGGCCCUGGCUGCCGUGGUCACAGUGCUCAGCUCGCUGCUCAUGUCUGUGGGGCUCUGCACACUCUUCGGCCUGACACCCACCCUCAAUGGCGGAGAGAUUUUCCCCUACCUUGUGGUGGUUAUUGGGUUAGAGAACGUGCUGGUGCUCACCAAGUCCGUGGUGUCGACCCCAGUGGACCUCGAGGUGAAGCUGCGUAUCGCCCAAGGCCUAAGCAGCGAGAGCUGGUCCAUCAUGAAGAACAUGGCUACAGAGCUGGGCAUCAUCCUCAUUGGCUACUUCACCCUGGUGCCUGCCAUCCAGGAGUUCUGUCUCUUUGCCGUUGUGGGCCUGGUGUCAGACUUCUUCCUUCAGAUGCUGUUUUUCACCACUGUCUUAUCCAUUGACAUUCGUCGGAUGGAGCUAGCGGACCUGAACAAGCGGCUGCCCUCUGAGGCCUGCCUGCCCCCAGCAAAGCCAGUGGGGCGGCCAGCACGCUUCGAGCGGCAGCUGGCCGUGCGGCCGUCCACACCCCACACCAUCACGCUGCAGCCAUCCUCCUUCCGAAACCUGCGGCUCCCAAAGAGGCUGCGUGUCAUUUACUUCCUGGCCCGCACUCGCCUGGCACAGCGCCUUAUCAUGGCUGGCACAGUUGUCUGGAUCGGCAUCCUGGUGUACACGGACCCGGCAGGGCUGCGCACCUACCUUGCUGCGCAGGUGACAGAACAGAGCCCGCUAGGCGAGGGCGCCCUGACUCCCAUGCCUGUGCCUAGCGGCGUGCUGCCUGCCAGCCACCCGGACCCUGCCUUCUCCAUCUUCCCUGCUGAUGCCCCUAAGUUGUCAGAGAACCAAACAUUGCUGGGAGAGCCACCUGAGUCUGGGGGUCCGGCAGAGGGCGCCCAUGAUGGCCCAGCUCCAGAGGUAACCUGGGGACCUGAGGAUGAGGAACUCUGGAGGAAACUCUCCUUCCGCCACUGGCCUACGCUCUUCAGCUACUACAACAUCACCCUAGCCAAGAGGUACAUCAGCCUGCUGCCCGUCAUCCCGGUCACGCUGCGCCUCAACCCCAGGGAGGCCCUGGAGGGGCGGCACCCUCAGGACGGCCGCAGCUCCUGGCCCCCGCGGCGGCCCGGGCCGGGCGGGCCCUGGGAGGCCGGUCCCAGGGCCCCGGGGACAGCGCAGGCCCACGGCGACGUCACCUUGUACAAGGUGGCGGCGCUCGGCCUGCUGCUGGUGAGCUGCUGCUUGGCGGGCCACGUCUGUGUGUGGGACGCGCAGACUGGGGACUGCCUCACGCGCAUCCCUCGCCCGGGGCAGCGCCGCGACAGUGGCGUAGGCAGCGCGUUCGAGGCCCAGGAGAGCUGGGAACGGCUGUCCGACAGCGGGAAGGGGGGCCCAGAGGAGCCGGGGGACAGCCCUCCUCUGCGGCACCGCCCCCGGGGCCCUCCGCCGCCCGCCCUCUUCGGGGACCAGCCAGACCUCACCUGCCUGAUCGACACCAACUUCUCAGCACAGCCUAGGCUCUUGGAACCCGUGCAGCCGGAGCCCCGGCACCGGGCCGGCUGCAGCCGUGCUCGUGACGGCCCGGGCUAUGACUUCAGCCGCCUGGUGCAGCGCGUGUACCAGGAGGAUGGCCUGGCGUCCGGGCCCGCGCCCGCCCUGCGCCCGCCCUCCCCUGGGCCCGGGCCGCCCCUGACCCCUGAGGAGGAGGGUGGCUAUCCUCCGGAGAAGGGCUCCCCGUCCCUGGCCUGGGCCCCCAGUGCAGACGGCUCCAUCUGGAGCCUGGAGCUGCAGGGCAGCCUUAUCGUGGUGGGGCGGAGCAGCGGCCGCCUGGAGGUGUGGGACGCCAUCGAGGGCACACUGUGCUGCAGCAGCGAGGAGGUGUCCUCAGGCAUCACUGCCCUCGUCUUCCUGGACAAGAGGAUUGUUGCUGCCCGGCUCAAUGGUUCCCUGGAUUUCUUUUCCUUGGAGACCCGCACUGCCCUCAGCCCCCUGCAGUUCCGAGGGACCCCAGGGCGGAGCAGUUCCCCUGCAUCCCCUGUGUAUAGCAGCAGUGACACAGUAGCCUGUCGCCUGACCCACACUGUGCCCUGCGCACACCAGAAACCUAUCACAGCCCUGAAGGCUGCAGCUGGGCGACUCGUGACUGGGAGUCAAGACCACACUCUGAGAGUGUUCCGUCUGGAGGACUCGUGUUGCCUCUUCACCCUGCAGGGCCACUCAGGGGCCAUCACAACUGUGUACAUUGACCAGACCAUGGUGCUGGCCAGUGGAGGGCAAGACGGGGCCAUCUGCCUGUGGGACGUACUGACUGGCAGCCGGGUCAGCCACAUGUUCGCUCACCGUGGGGAUGUCACCUCCCUCACCUGUACCACUUCCUGCGUCAUCAGUAGUGGCCUGGAUGACCUCAUCAGCAUCUGGGACCGUAGCACAGGCAUCAAGCUCUAUUCCAUUCAGCAGGACCUGGGCUGUGGAGCAAGCUUGGGGGUCAUCUCCGACAACCUGCUGGUGACUGGUGGCCAGGGCUGUGUCUCCUUUUGGGACCUAAACUAUGGGGACCUGUUACAAACAGUCUACCUAGGGAAGAGCAGUGAAGCCCAGCCCACCCGCCAGAUCCUGGUGCUGGACAAUGCCGCCAUUGUCUGCAACUUUGGCAGUGAGCUCAGCCUGGUGUAUGUGCCCUCUGUGCUGGAGAAGCUGGACUGAGUGGGGCAGGAGCUGUGGUGCAAAGCUGAAGCUGCCUCUGAACUGUUCUGCCUCGUUGACUGUAAUAAUAUUAAAGUUUUGGGUUUUUUUAAAUCCCA